AUGGAGGAUAAGUUCCUAGGAGCGGGGGAUAACAAACCUGUGCACGCUUUCGUCUUCGUCAGUGCGCUGCCUUCCGCAACUCAACAAGAAUUACAUCAGGUAUCUUUCGAGUAA
Messenger RNA from Phytophthora nicotianae INRA-310, 114 nucleotides. RefSeq lists its product as hypothetical. Lineage: Eukaryota; Oomycota; Peronosporomycetes; Peronosporales; Peronosporaceae. The record is from RefSeq and is a predicted model, not a curated record. The transcript is spliced from 2 exons. The coding region runs from base 1 to 114 and encodes 37 amino acids.